Messenger RNA from Cuscuta campestris, 1611 nucleotides. The record is from the annotation of a GenBank genome assembly. Lineage: Eukaryota; Viridiplantae; Streptophyta; Magnoliopsida; Solanales; Convolvulaceae.
GUCAACUUACUCCAAAUGCCCACCGGUUCUUAAAUUGUUUUGUUAAUAUCUGUGAAAAUCUGAAAAUCAACCCUUCCCUUGAGCUUUUCCUCCACAUGUACGAAGUCUUGCCCGGGACUAGUAACUGCCCGGGCUUCGUCUAUUUUCAUUCUCGUAAUAAGAGAUCUUUUGUGACCGGUCUUCCCCCUAGUCACAAAAGAUGGAAGAAAAGAUUUGUUUUUGUUGAAUUCCUUCCUGACCAAUUUCCUUUCUCAAACCCUGAGUGGGCUGACCGGGUUAUAAAACCUGAAAGGGUUCAUCCGGAGCCCACUAAAGAUCUUGAGGACGCCUGCGAGAAACUUCUCAAGGGUGAUCCUGUGACCGGGAAACCUUAUGCCUAUGGGGGCUGGGUAUUCCGGCUACCUAACCCGGAUGGGGGUGCGUCUGCGACCCAUGACGCUGAGGAUAACCGGGCUGAUUCCCCGGAUGGUCACGCUGAGGCCGGCUCUCCUCAUCCAGACAUGAACUUCACUAGGAUGUCCACUCUUUUCGAAGAUGAUGACAAUGAUGUCGAAGUCCUCAACUCCAACUGGUCUCCCAAUCACAACCCUCCCUCCCCUCCUCAAAACCCUGGAGUUGAAGGGGCUUCAACUGCCUGGUGCUCUUCCUUUGACAAUCUCAUUCGAGAUAAGCAGAAAAGGAAAGGGUCCCAAAAGAGCUCCAAGGGAGACAAGAAGAAAAAGGUCAGGUUAUCAGAUAGGGAGGAGGAGUCCAUCGAAGAAGCCUUCCUAUCCCUGGCCAAAAAACUCAGCAAGGCCGGGGUCAUUUCAGAAGAGAUUGGCCAAAGUCUUUUGGAGCCAAAAAAUCAGAUCUCCCAACUCACCCUUCUCCUUGAUUCUGCCAAGCUGGAGAUUAAUGACCGGGCAGAAAGGGAGAAGAGGCUGGAGGAAGAGUUGAGGGAAGAAAGGGCCAGGUUUGCCCUUUUGGAGGAGGAAGGGAAGAGAAAGGUGGCCGAGCUCGAGGAUGCAUUGGGCCACGCUGAAGAGGCUGCCCGGUCAAAGGAGGAGGCAUUCCCUACUGAAGCUGCUGGCUGGGCUGCUUGCCAUCACUUGGAAGUUUCCCGGUCUAUUCUCACCACGCCGGAGGAAACCAUGGACUUCUUUAAGACCAUGUAUAAAGAACCGGAAGGGAGGAGGAUGAUAACUGAGAUCGGUUCCUAUGGGUUCCAAUGCGGCCCAAAGGAAGAGAGGUCCCUUCUCUAUGCCAGGCUCCAAAAGAGGGAUCCAUCCUUUGACCCAGCCAAGAUGCAACUCCCGGCUCUAUACAAGGAAGAGCCAGCUCCCCCCUUUCCCCUAGAGUAGGUUAGGGUUUGAAUUCAAAAACUUUAAAUUUUCCCAAGGGGGAUGUCCGGCCUACUUUUGAUUUGUAUGAAACUUUAAUUUUCUUGACAUGCCUUUUACGUUUACCGGUCUAUUUACUUCAAUAUGCACGGUUGAACCUCCUUUCUUAUAUGGUUGUCCUGGUUGUUUUCCUUGCUUGGUCCUUACUCGAAAUUGCAUGGUCAGGCUUGCCUUUACUUUAUCAUGUUGGGUUGAACUUCCAAGUCAUUAAUAAUAAAAGAAUGUCCAGGUC